Diospyros lotus (date-plum) is the source of this 2679-nucleotide messenger RNA. Its product is annotated as heat shock cognate 70 kDa protein-like. Gene Ontology annotation, biological process: cellular response to unfolded protein; protein refolding. The coding region runs from base 559 to 2556 and encodes 665 amino acids. Gene Ontology annotation, cellular component: cytoplasm. Lineage: Eukaryota; Viridiplantae; Streptophyta; Magnoliopsida; Ericales; Ebenaceae. The record is from RefSeq and is a predicted model, not a curated record. The transcript has 3 exons. Gene Ontology annotation, molecular function: ATP binding; ATP-dependent protein folding chaperone; misfolded protein binding.
AGCGAACACCCCUUGCAUCUUCCUGAGAGUUCUACGCGAAGGGGCUUCCGAUAUCCUUUACCCCGUCUCUCUGUCUCUGAGUUUUAUCUGAGACCAACUCUCCAAGCCCUAAUUCCCUUCUCUACAGAGAAAUUGCAACUUAUAAAAACCCUAAACUCCAAUUCGACAGUGGCGAGAAGAUGACGAAGUCAUGCAGCACCGGAGGCGCCACUGCUUUGCGGAGUACUCGGUUGUUGAAGGCGGUGCUACCACACAGCAGGCCCCAGAGAAGUCGCCAGGGUCCCAGAUCGGUUCUUCUCUGCCCAACUCCGUCACUCUGCUCGACAUCCAGCGGACCGCCUUACCGAAAUUGCUGUGACCAAUUGGUCCAUGCCUGGCGGCGAUGAGACUCCUGAAGAUGCCGGUUAGUCCAUUGGUUGGUGAACGAGAUUAAGGAGACGGGGUUACCGGUGAGGGGCAGCCGGAGGCUCGCCCCCUUUAGGGUGUGAUUAUUUUGGAGGUGAGCCAGUACUGGGAGAAUUACCUGUGGCCCAAUUUCGACCCUGAGGCGGACGUUGGAUGUCGAUGACACUCAUGAUCAAUGAAAAGCAUCUGCUUUGCGAGAUUGAUGUGAUUGUUUCGUUUGGUUGGAGAGAAGAUAUGGAAGGAAAAAGUGAAGGCCUAGCGAUUGGGAUUGACCUUGGAACAACUUACUCCUGUGUUGGUGUGUGGCGACAUGGUCAUGUUGAUAUAAUUCCCAAUGAUCAGGGCAAUAGGACAACACCAUCUUGCAUUGCUUUCACCGAUACAGAGCGUUUGAUUGGUGAUGCUGCCAAGAAUCAGGUCGCCGGGAAUCCUACCAACACUGUGUUAGAUGCUAAGCGUUUGGUUGGAAGAAGAUACGGUGAUCCCUCAGUGCAGAGUGAUAUCAGGAUGUGGCCUUUCAAGGUUAUAGCUGAUCCUAGUGACAAGCCAAUGAUUGUUGUCUCGUACAAGGGUGAAGAGAAGCAGUUUGCUGCUGAGGAGAUCUCUUCGAUGAUCCUCACAAAAAUGAAAAAGAUUGCAGAGGAUUACCUUGGCACCACGGUGAAAAAUAAUGUUGUUACAGUACCUGCCUGCUUCAACGAAUCUCAGAGACAGGCAACAAGAGAUGCUAGUGUUAUAGCUGGUCUUAAUGUCUUGCGUAUCAUCAAGGAGCCAAUUGCUGCUGCCAUUGCUUACGGGCUUGAUAAGAGAGCUGACAGUGUUGGUGGAAAAAACGUGCUUAUCUUUGAUCUUGGUGGUGGGACAUUUGAUGUUUGUCUCCUAAACAUUGAAGAGGGUAUUUUUGAGGUCAAAGCUAUUGCCGGUGACGCGCAUUUGGGAGGUGAAGACUUCGAUAACAGAAUGUUGAACCACUUUGUGCAGGAGUUCAAGAGGAAGCACAAGAAAGACAUUAGUGGGGACGCAAAAGCACUGAGGAGGUUGAGAACAGCUUGUGAGAGGGCGAAGAGGAUUCUCUCGUCGACUACUCAAACUACAGUAGAAAUUGAUUCUGGGUAUGAAGACGUUGAUUUUUGUUCAACCAUUACUCGAGCUAAGUUUGAGAAGCUGAACAUGGGAUUAUUCAGGAAGUGCAUGGAGCCCGUUAAAAAGUGUUUGAGGGAUGCGAAAAUGGACAAGAGCAGCGUUCAUGAUGUGGUUCUCGUUGGUGGAUCUACUAGAAUUCCCAAGGUUCAACAAUUGUUGCAGGACUUCUUCGAUGGGAAGGAGCUCUGCAAAAGCAUUAACCCUGAUGAAGCUGUCGCUUAUGGUGCCGCUGUUCAGGCUGCCAUUUUGAGUGAUGAGAACAAUGAGAAUGUGCGGGAUCUGUUGUUGAUAGAUAUCACCCCUUUUUCUCUUGGAGUAGAGACUGACGGAGGAGUAAUGACUGUUGUCAUUCCAAGAAACAGCACCAUUCCUACUUCGAAAGAGAUGCUGUUUUCGACGUGCCAUGAUGACCAGCCUGAAGUGUUGAUUCAAGUGUAUGAGGGGGAGAGAACCAUGGCCAGUGACAACAACUUAAUGGGUAGUUUUGUGUUUUCAGGAAUUCAUUCAGGUCCAAGGGGUGCCCCCAAGGUUAACAUUUGUUUCAAUAUUAAUGUCAAUGGUAUUCUGAUCGUCUCUGCUGAGGACAAAACUACAGGGCACAAGAACGAAAUCACCAUCACCAAUUACGUGGGUCGGCUGUCCACUGAGGAGAUCCAGAAGAUGAUUCAAGAGGCUGAGACUUACAAGGCUGAGGAUGAGGAGCGGAAGAAGAAGGUGGAGGCAAAGAAUGCAUUGGAGAGCUACGCCUACAACGCUAGGAGGAAAAUCAAGGAUGAAGAAAACAUUGGCCCCAGACUCUCUGCUCCUGACCAGGAGAAGAUUGAAGAUGCGGUCCGACGAACAAUUCAGUGGGUCGAGGAGAACGAGCUUGCUAAGGCGGAUGAAUUUGAGAACAAGAUGAAAGAACUGGAAAGCAUCUGCAAUCCCAUCACUGCGCAGGUGUAUGAGGGUUCUGGCGACAAUAUUAGAGGAGGUAUGGAUGUAGAUCCACCUUCUGCAGGUGAAUGAAGUGGUCUUAUUUCUUUCUAAAUGAUGCCAAGUGUAAUGACUUUUUAUUUUUAUUUUUGAUUGGGGAUUUCUUAUUUUUAUUUUUGCCUUUUGAGAUAUUUUAUACAUCUUGUCUCACUCUCA